AUGUGCUCUCUGGAGAAGCGGGGUCGGGUCUACGUCCUCACCCUCACCGGCGAUGGCGAGCACCGCCUCAACCUCGCCCUCAUCGACGGCCUGCGGGCCGCCCUCUCCCGGGUCCGAACGGAGAUCGCCGCCGAGCCCCGCGGCGGGUUCGCCCUGGUCACGACGGCGGAGGGCAAGUUCUUCUCCAACGGGUUCGACCUGGCUUGGUCCCUCGCCGCCGGCUCCCCCGCCGGAUCUCGCAAGCGGCUGGAGCAGUUGGUCUCCAUGUUCUCACCCGUUGUAGCGGACCUAAUGGCCAUGCCGCUGCCGACCAUCGCCGCCGUGAACGGCCACGCCGCCGCCGCCGGGUUCAUGCUGGCGCUCAGCCACGACUACAUCUUCAUGAGGAAGGACCGGGGGGUCCUCUACAUGAGCGAGCUCGAACUGGGGCUGUCCUUCCCCGGCUAUUUUCUCUCUCUGAUGCGGGCCAAGUUUGCAGAUCCUUCAACUCUGCGGGAUGUUGUUCUGCGGGCUUCGAAGUUCCGGGCAGCGGAGGCGGUGGAGAGGAAGAUCAUCGACGCCGCAGUGGAGACCCCGGAGGCGACCCUCGAGGCGGCCAUUCGGAUGGGGGAGCAGCUCGCGGGAAGGAAAUGGGAAGGGAUGGUGUACGCCUCCAUACGGAUCGGAGCCUUUCCAGAACUCUGCCGGGCCGUGGGUUUGGUGGUGGAGGACGAAGAGAUGAUUAAGAUGUUCAACGCGAAGCUCUAG
This is a messenger RNA of Spirodela intermedia, 747 nucleotides long. The record is from the annotation of a GenBank genome assembly. NCBI's taxonomy places the organism in Eukaryota, Viridiplantae, Streptophyta, Magnoliopsida, Alismatales, Araceae.